Grammomys surdaster is the source of this 3852-nucleotide messenger RNA. RefSeq names its product photoreceptor cilium actin regulator (gene Pcare). The coding region runs from base 1 to 3852 and encodes 1283 amino acids. NCBI's taxonomy places the organism in Eukaryota, Metazoa, Chordata, Mammalia, Rodentia, Muridae. Gene Ontology annotation, biological process: protein localization to photoreceptor outer segment; photoreceptor cell outer segment organization. The record is from RefSeq and is a predicted model, not a curated record. The transcript has 3 exons. Gene Ontology annotation, cellular component: photoreceptor outer segment; photoreceptor inner segment.
AUGGGGUGCACACCAUCACACAACGCCAUUGUCAACAGCGUUGCCAAGAGUGGCAUUCAGUUUUUUAAGAAGCCGAAAGCAAUUUUGCCAGGCUGUCAGUGGGGCAGCCAAAAAUGCCCCAUCCCUUUGCUGGUUCAAAGUUCCACCUUCUGUGACCCUGGUGGGGAGCCGUACCUGGGAGAGAGGCUGGCAGAGGAGAUGGCAAGUUCCAAGAAGCUCCAGGCCAUGGCUGAAGGUCUUUGUCAGCUCCCAAAAGAUAUGGAAGGACUGAUUCCAGAAAGCCGAAUCUUCCAGAUGAACAAAGCACAAAGCCACAUGGCUACAGACAUUUCAUUCAGGACAGAAGGCUCCCAUGGGACACAAGAAGUAGAUUUUUCUUCAAAAGAGAGUAAGGAAAACGCUCCCCGGGAGACCUCAAAGGGGAACAGAGAGCCAAUGUGCCAUCAAUCAGACAGCCAGGACCAUUGCUACCAAACCGCUCCUGAGUCAAAAGGCAAAGUGGACUUCCCUGAGACCCUGGUAAAGGCCCACCAGCGUGCUUAUGCCUACCUGCACACCAGCCUUUCCAGAUAUGAAGCAAUCGUGCGCCUCGUACAGCAAGCCAGCCAGACCUGGGAGCUGUUGCAGUCCAUGCUCAGCUUCCUGCUGUUAUGCUUUGAGGAGACCAGCCAGCUUCUAGGAGAAAUCUCUAAAGAUGGAGAAGUGCUCCUCCAGGAAGUUAGAGGGGAUCUGGCAUGGCCAGUGAGGAAAGGCGAGCCCUGGGAACACCCAGACCUCCUUCAACAGCUGCUGCAGUACACAGUCAACAAACUUCAGGUGGUACACGGCACAGUGGCCGUCCUCACUGGGGGAUUCCUGGAAGGUUCCAGCAGCUGCCUCAGAUCCACUGCUAGUCACCUGGAAGGUAAGCUGAGCACCAAGAGAGGUAUAGAUGAAUGUCUCCUAAGGGCCCUGGGACAACUAGAGAGCCUGACCAGUGGCCACAGUGACCCAGGGCUGCUCGGUCCACCCUUAUGCUCCGAGGACAGUGGCAUUGGUGCUGACAAUGAGUCUGUGCACUCCGUGGAGAAGCUGGGCAAGCAAGCCAGCUGGGACUUUGCAACAGAACUUGGAGAAUGGAAGCCAGGGACUGCAGGCCAAGUGGAGGCCAGGCUGUCAGGACAUGCCUGGCAGAAAGGUCCAUACUGGACAGGUUCAGACAGACCCCAGGACUGUCCACUGUCCAGUCCUAGGAUAGCAAAGGUUCAACCUGCAGUACAGGAGGAAGCCAGGAGCUUGAGCACUUCCAGCGCAGGCCCAGAAGCAGUCGCCUCCAGGCCCCCAGAGACUGCCAAAGGCACUCCGUGGGACUCUCUGGGGACUGAGAGCCCUGUGCAGACACAACUUUCUCGAAGCUCUGGGCUGACAGAUGCUCCAUCCCUGAGUGAAGAUGAAGACAGCAGCCCAGAGGAGGAAGAUGAACUUAGCAGCGUGGAUCUGCAUCCUGAGCCACAGGAAGCCCUACCUUUAAGGCCACAGUCCUCACCUGUCACCCGGGAAAGCCUGUUUCAGACAUACUCCGAGAAGCUUAGGAGCCCUCAGGCCCAGGAAAUAAUUCUAAAGAUGAAAGAGGCCAUCAGUGAAAGGAUCAAGUUUGUCCCCAUGCCUUCCAGACCCCAGGACUGGGCUGAGGAGGAGGAAGGGAGAAGAGUGGUCCCUUCAAGACCCAGAUCAGUCAGUGGCAGCAGGAGGGCCCCUGAGAAACAGAGGAGGUCACAGUCAGAGGGAUGCCUGAAGAGCCAUGUGGAAGACCCCACUCUCCAGGAGCUGAGGAGGGUUCAGACAGAUCUCAGUCGGAGGCUAGAGGUAUUUUAUGCCCUGGGUGCCCCACGGCAGUUGCAGAGCCGGGAGCAAUGUCUGCCAUCCAGGGCACCAUUGCCAUGGCCCUCCACCAACUGCAGGGUGAGUCCCAGUAGUGCCAUCAGCAAGUUCAAGGCCUCUCUCACCCAAAACUUCAGCAUUUUGCCCAAUCAAGACAAGGGCAUCUUCCAAAGAGGUAGUCCCUGCUUUGACAGUGAUCAGCCCUGCCAGGGGAAGGCUGAAACACUGCCAAAUGUCUUCUGUGGCAAGAAGAACAGUAGGCCUCCCAGGGACAACGAAUGGGACAUCAGGGCCUGUCCCACCAGAACAUCUGUCAAGAAGCUUAUUGAAACUUUCAGUUCUGCUGAGAGUCUGAGGAUGCCAAGGGACUGUAGGAACUUGGGGUCAAACCCCUGCCUCAGGAAGUGGGGGUUUCCUGCCAUACCUCCCAGAUUUCCUAUAUACAGGGGGCUAGCCCCUCUGUAUCCUAAGCCCCAGAUUUCUCCAGCAGCAGGCAGAGACCCUCUCAAGGUGAACAUGGGCUGGAGGCCUUCCGCACCCUAUCCCUCUCUUCCUCCAGCAGAAGCACCUGAGAGUAAAGACACUAGCGGUGAAGUGGAGGAGGACCUAGAGAACCUUCCUCCACCGUCUCUGGAAGUCCUGAUGGACAAAUCAUUCACCGCUCUGGAGCAUCCAGAAUGCAGCCAGCCAAUAGGGAGCUCCCUGGAAGAGACUCUGUUACCAGGGCUUCAAGAGGCUAGCCAUCCAAAAAGAACAUGGGCUUCCCCCAAGCUGAGAGCCUCCAUGAGCCCCAUGGACUUGCUCCCCAACAAAGGCAGUGGCAGCUCCCCGAGGCUACACAGCACCAGGCCUGGGAGCACCAGGAAUGUGGGCAAUUCCAGAAAGUUGACCUUGGACCUGAACUCCCAGCAAACAGUUAGCCCAAGACCAGAGGCAGAAGGUGGGGCUCAGAGUCAGGCACGAGCAGAGAACGUGGCAGGCUCCUCCAAGCAUCACCAGAAGGCAAUUCCCUGGCACCACACCAACCCUACACCUGGGCAAGGCAGGACGCUGGCGUCCAGCCUGGCCAGAUUCUCACGAGAUCCACACUCUUCAGAAGCAUUCAGGAAGGGUCCAGAGAGAAGCCCUCCUGGAGUCAGAAAGGCCUUUCCCCCAAGAGCACAGUGGGCAUCCCAAGGGGACAGGAGGCUGCACAACCUGCCCUUCGCUCAUGGACUGUCCCAGCCGGGCCUCCCUGCUGCCCCCAGCUCCCCCAGCCCACCUCUGAGCCCCAGGACACUGAGCCCAUCAUCCACAAGGAAACUAACUUCCCCACCAUGCCAGCACCCACAGUGCAACCCAGCCCCAGGGAGCCCUCCUGUCCAACGGACAGAAACAAACACCCCCUCCUCUGCCUCCUCUUCACCCCGCUCAGUGUCUCGGGGGUCCAAGGACUCCAGUCACUCUGGGGACAGUGAAACUACCACAGCCAAAGCAUCCAAGAACACGUGUUCCAUAUUCUUCCCAGCCGCCACUUCUCUCUUUGAAGCUAAUUCGUCAUUCGCAACAUCCCAUCCACGGACGCUAUCAGAGCCUGGGGCCCUUUUGAGGCCGCCAACAGGAGGCUGGAGGGGCAGCUCAGGGCCGCGACUGAGGGCAGAUUCACAGAAGAGAACGGUUCUGAAUGCCCUCAACCCCCUGCCUUUUGUCAGAAGGACAGCUUCAGACCGCCAGCGCCAGCAGGGUGACCCACUUCAGCCGCCCGGCUUAGAUUGGGGAUCCCAUCCCUGCCAAAACAGCAGCAGCAGCAGCAGCAAUGAGGAGAGCCCUAAGCAAGAACUCCCACCUUGGAACAACUCCCGUGUCCCAGAAUUGCAGGGUAGUAACACCAAGUGGACAUCUCCUUUGGAGCUCUGUGUGCUGGGCCAUGGGCUGCAGCCAGAAGCCCGAAUGACCCGCAGCCAAGACAGAUCCCAGCCAGAGUCACAGCCCCAGCACAAGGACGUAUCGUGA